Molecule: messenger RNA, 1631 nt
Organism: Patiria miniata (bat star)
Lineage: Eukaryota; Metazoa; Echinodermata; Asteroidea; Valvatida; Asterinidae
Product: mechanosensory protein 2-like
Exons: 6
Coding region: 225-1046 (273 amino acids)
Cellular component (GO): plasma membrane
Source: RefSeq, a predicted model, not a curated record
CGGCUAGGUUGCAUUCAUUGAGUAUAUAGGGACUAUACGUACGUGAAUCACCAUUGGAACCUUUGAUGAACGACAAGACAGUCUAUAGCAAAGUCAGAACUGUUAUUUCUCCGUGAUACAGGAAACAUUCACUGUAGGAGUGUGGCUGAAACUGCGUAUAUUCAACCAAUUCUCGGUUAAACAAUUUUUCAAGUUUCCAUCAGUGUUUUCCGGGUUUUGACAGUAUGGCGCCUGGUGACAAUCGUGUUCAUGGAGUGCAAGAGGAAGAGGAGGGUCCAGGAUGCUGCACCACGGUGCUGGUCUUCUGUUCUUACAUCGUCUUCGUUUUCACCCUCCCGUUUUCCCUCUGCUACUGCAUCAAGACGGUUGCGGAGUACGAGCGAGCCAUCAUCUUCCGGGCCGGCCGUCUGCUACCCGGGGGUCCUAAGGGGCCCGGCUUGUUCUUCAUUCUGCCCUGCAUCGAUGAAUUCAGAGUCGUCGAUCUCCGGACUCUCUCAUUUGAUGUGCCGCCACAGGAGAUCUUGUCCAAAGACAGCGUGACGGUGACCGUAGAUGCCGUGGUCUACUUCCGCGUACAAGACCCUACCGCCUCCGUCUUGAACGUGGAGAACUACAAGCGCGCCACGGAGCUGCUUGCUGCUACCACCCUGCGUAACAUCCUGGGCACCAAGACCCUGGCUGAGGUGUUGAGCCACCGCGACGAGAUCAGUGCCGGACUGCAGUCUCAGCUUGAUGUAGCCACCGACCCAUGGGGCAUCAAGGUAGAACGCGUCGAGAUUAAGGACGUCCGCCUGCCAAUCCAGAUGCAGCGUGCCAUGGCCGCUGAGGCUGAAGCGUCCAGAGAGGCCCGUGCAAAGGUGAUCGCUGCGGAGGGUGAGCAGAACGCCUCCCGCGCCCUGAAGGAGGCUGCCGACAUCAUCGCUGAGUCUCCCAACGCCCUCCAGCUCCGGUACCUCCAGACCCUCAACUCCAUCUCGGCCGAGAAGAACUCCACAAUCAUCUUCCCGCUGCCCAUCGACAUCCUCGCCGGAAUGAUGAAAAAAUAAUUAAGCCGUUUUGAUGAUCGAACGGGAUUGGCUGAAAGAACGACGGGGCGUGGCUUCACCAAAGCGCCAGUUUGUUCAUGUCAAACUGUUUAACAUAACUGUUUAUGUAGCCUGUUAGCAUUUUCUGGAUAUUGAUAAUUUAUGUGGGAGUUAUAUCGAAUUUUUAAUUUGUGCCGCAGGCUUAUGUUGUCCUCUACAAUAUUCAUAUUUACAUCUUUAUUUAAUUUUAUGUAUGCACUUAUUAUAUUUAUACCCGCUUUUAUGUAUUAUUUACAUGUGUAUUAAUUACAUUGAACUGCAGCUCACGCAGUGCAGUGCUACUACAUCUAUUACACUUUCUCGUUUAACAUUUAAACGGCUGGUAACAUCUCCAAAAAUAGGGGGCGCUCUUCAAAACCGGCCAUUUUCAGGGCACAUUGUAAGGGUUCUGGGGCUUUGUUUUCAUAUUCCUAGUUCACAUCAGAAUUGUCCAUACCAUUUUGGGAAAUGGUUACUGAAUUACAAUGGUAACAAAUUAUCCAACAUUUUAGGGCCAAUUUUUUUUUCAUCUCGAGGGGGCACACUUAUGCUCGAGGGGGCACAUGU